Molecule: messenger RNA, 1590 nt
Organism: Acanthosepion pharaonis
Lineage: Eukaryota; Metazoa; Mollusca; Cephalopoda; Sepiida; Sepiidae
Source: the annotation of a GenBank genome assembly
AUGUUAACGAAGGCUGAUAUUUAUUUGCAUAAUCCCAAAGGUUCCAACAAUCGGCUGGCAGAAGAAUCUGUUGCAAGAGCAAACAAUCAGAGACUUUUUAAUUCCCAGAACAACAAUAAUGGAGGCUAUAAUACAGGGAGUGUUUAUUAUUACACAGGAUCUAAACUACAGGUUGAAUGGACCAGUCAACAUUCAUGCCAGCACCCUAAUAACAAUUGCGAAUUUAUCCUACAAUACAUGUGUCAUGAUUUGAUCAGAGAUGGGAAAAGUGUCAAGACUAUUCCAUUGGUUAACUCUGACAAAAACUUCCAGUUUGGUAUGCAUGAAAAUUGGAGACACUACAAAAACUGCUUAAUGAGAGAAAGAAAUCGCGGACUUUUCAUUGCAGAUCAAAAACUGAAGAAGAACCAAGCAACCCACACUCGGCAAAACCCUGGAGGAACCAGGUAUGGAUAUGAAUGUGCAGAAGAAAGGGAUUAUUACCCCUACUGGCAUCCAUCUCCAUGGAAGGAUAUUGCAGUUUUGACCAACAAUGCAAGUCGUUGUCUAUACUAUCAACAGGAGAGUCAGAACAACAAGUCAAAAUGGGCCUGCACCCUCAAUGAAAAUGACUUUGCUGCCCUAAGCAAAAACCUAAAAGUUGUUCUUCCCAAUAAUAAGGAAGAAUGUGAGAAAUUCUGCUUUCCUGAAAAAUCUACAAAUUGCAAAAAAGCCAUAUGGAAAGAAUUUCCAGCUCAUGGAUUGCCACCUCCUGAAUGUCGGGAAAAUGAAUACAGUGAAGAUAACUACUUAGGGAAUGGUCCCAGUGGUAAUGCUAUCCGUUAUAAUUGGACUCUCCCUGAAAUUCCAGGAGAUAAUUGUGUUUUUAGGAUCAGAUACAACAUUUCAACCAAUGACUUCUCUUGGGACACAGAUCACAAAUUUAAUGCUCCAAACCCAGGAACAGCAACCAAAAUUGACCUCUCUCAGGAAUAUUUCCUGAACAACACAGCAAAAAUCCGAGUUUCUUUCUCCCACCCUUUCUCUCUCUCUCUCCCUAAUGCUCAUUUUAACUCACCUCUCUCUCUCUCUCUCUCUCUUUUUCAUAGCUUUCUCUUUCUUCCUCUUAUUUUUCAAUUUCAGUUUUUCUUUCUUAUUUAUUUCUUCCUUUCUUUUUUGUCUUUCACUUUAUUCUUUAUUUCCUUUCUUUCUCUGUCGCUCACUUUCUUCUUUGUACUUCUUUUUCUUUUUUCUUUUCUUCCUUUUCUUUUCUUUCUCUGUCCCUCACUUUCUUCUUUGUACUUCUUUUUCUUUUUUCUUUUCUUCCUUUUCUUUUCUUUCUCUGUCCCUCACUUUCUUCUUUGUACUUCUUUUUCUUUUUUCUUCUCUUCCUUUUCUUUUCUUUCUCUGUCCCUCACUUUCUUCUUUGUACUUCUUUUUCUUUUUUCUUUUCUUCCUUUUCUUUUCUUUCUCUGUCCCUCACUUUUUUCUUUGUAUUUCUUUUUCUUUUCUUUCCUCUUUCUUUCUUUUAUUUCUUUCUUAUUCAUUCCUUUCUUUUUUCUCUGCCUCCUACUUUUUGUCUCCUUUCCUUUCUUUCUUUCCCCUAUCUAG